Messenger RNA from Stomoxys calcitrans (stable fly), 605 nucleotides. RefSeq names its product lectin subunit alpha. The transcript has 3 exons. The record is from RefSeq and is a predicted model, not a curated record. NCBI's taxonomy places the organism in Eukaryota, Metazoa, Arthropoda, Insecta, Diptera, Muscidae. Bases 33 to 575 code for a protein of 180 amino acids.
AAGCUUUAAUCACACGCAAUUGUAUUGUCGUCAUGAAAGCACCAAAAUUUCUAUUUCUUUACUUGCUGCUUACCGCGGUAUACUUUGAAGUUUGGGCAGGAAAUCAUUAUCAAACACCAAGUGGAGUUGCCUAUUAUAUAGAACCUAUGUAUCAAUUUAAUUGGUUCGAGGCCUAUUUUGAAUGCAGUUAUCGUAACAUGAGCCUGUAUACCAUUAAAAAUAUUGAGCAGUUCCAUGAUUUACAUUCUCUGCUUAUGAGCGGAAAAUUCAAUGAUAAACCGCCGAAUCUUUGGAUAGGUGGCAUUGGCCUGAAAAGUAAAUUUUUCUGGGUUAAAACCCAGCAACCCAUGACUUUUGAUGAUCUAUGGGCACCCAACAAUCCGGAUAAUGCCAAUGAAAUGGAACAUUGCCUGCAAAUUUGGUCCCGUAAGCGCUAUUUAAACGAUUUAAAUUGUGAGCUGAAAAUUGGUUUUGUUUGUGAAAGCAAUAGUGAAGACCAUUUGACGGCCAUGGCACACAAUGAAGGCAAAUAUAGGGGAUUAACUAUAAAUUUAUACCAAAAUAAUAGGGUUUAAAUAAAAUGUAUUAUCCAUUAAAAAAAGUAA